AGCUGAGCCGAGAUUAGCUAGGGAGGAAGGGAGGCUGGGAGCUUCAAGUCACCAGAGAGGGGUGGUGGCCCUGACAGGCACACAAGAGCACCAUGCCACUGCAGGAGGAGACCCUUCGGGAAGUGUGGGCGUCAGACAGCGGCCACGAAGAGGACUUUCUGAGCCCCGAGCCCCCGCUGCGCCCCAAACAGCGACCCGCCCAGGGACAGAAGUUGAGGAAAAAGAAAUCCGAGACCCCCGAGUCCCCGGAAUCCAAACCCCAUAAAGCUGGAGCUGGGCGCAGGAAGCACGGGGAACCGUCCGCAGACCCCGCGGAGCCGCGCGCUGCGCAGACAGUCUACGCCAAGUUCCUGAGGGACCCCGAGGCCAAGAAGCGGGACCCCCGGGAGACCUUCCUGGUUGCCCGCGCCCCAGACAUGGGAGGUGAGGAGGAUUCGGAGGAGGAUUCGGAUGAUGAUGACGAUGAUGAUGAAGAAGAGGAGAAGAAAGAGGGGAAAAAAGAAAAAAGCUCUCUGCCCCCCAAGAAAGCACCCAAGGAGAGAGAGAGGAAAGCCAAGGCUCUGGGAUCAAAGGGAGAUGUAGGAAGCCCCAAUGCCCCUCGGAAACCACUCCGAACCAAGAAGAAGGAGGUAGGGGAGGGAACCAAGUUGAGAAAGGCAAAGAAAAAAGGGUCUGGGGAGUCUGACAAGGACCCCUCGGGGAGCCCAGCAGCCGUGAAGAAGAAGAUUCCAGCAGCCAUGUUCCUGGUUGGGGAAGGUGGCGCAGCUGAGAAGGGUGUGAAGAAGAAAGGGCCUCCCAAAGGCUCAGAGGAAGAGAAGAAGGAGGAGGAAGAAGAGGAGGAAGAGGAGGAUGCAUCUGUAGUGAUGAAGAACAGCAACCAGAAGGGCAGAGCAAAAGGGAAAGGCAAAAAGAAAGUGAAGGAGGAGAGAGCCCCAUCUCCCCCUGUGGAAGUGGGUGAACCCCGAGAGUUUGUACUGCAGCCAGCACCCCAGGGCCGGGCAGUACGCUGCCGGCUGACACGGGACAAGAAGGGCAUGGACCGCGGCAUGUACCCAUCCUACUUCCUGCAUCUGGACACGGAGAAGAAGGUGUUCCUCCUGGCCGGCAGGAAACGAAAGCGGAGUAAGACCGCCAACUAUCUCAUCUCCAGCGACCCCACCAACCUGUCCAGGGGAGGGGAGAAUUUCAUCGGGAAGCUGAGGUCUAACCUCCUGGGGAACCGCUUCACGGUCUUUGACAACGGGCAGAACCCUCAGCGAGGGGGAGGAGGUGACGUGGGAAGCCUGCGCCAGGAGCUGGCAGCUGUGGUCUAUGAAACCAAUGUUUUAGGCUUCCGAGGACCCCGCCGUAUGACCGUCAUCAUCCCUGGAAUGAACUCGGACAACGAGAGGGUCCCUAUCCGGCCCCGAAACUCCAGCGAUGGGCUACUAGUACGUUGGCAGAACAAGACACUGGAGAGCCUCAUCGAACUCCAUAACAAGCCACCUGUCUGGAACGAAGACAGUGGCUCGUACACCCUCAACUUCCAGGGUCGGGUCACUCAGGCUUCUGUCAAGAACUUCCAGAUUGUCCAUGCUGAUGACCCCGACUAUAUAGUGUUGCAGUUCGGCCGCGUGGCUGAGGACGCCUUCACCCUGGACUACCGGUACCCGCUGUGCGCCCUGCAGGCCUUCGCCAUCGCCCUCUCCAGCUUCGACGGGAAGCUGGCCUGCGAGUGACCCCACAGCCCCUCAGCGCUGGGAAAGCAUUCGGUUGUGGGUUGGCAGGGUCCCUCCCCCACAGCUCCUUGGAAGGGCUCACCCCUCUGCCUCUCGGUGACCUCCGUGCACCCUCCAGCCUGGCACCGGCCGAGGCGGAGGGGAUGGAGAUGAACAUCUGGUCGCCCAAAAAUACUUGCCUCGCCCCCUCCUCCCCAGUCACUUCCUGUCCGGGAGCCAGAGUCAGAUGUUCGAGGCCCCUCCGGGCCCGCGCUGGAGGUUGGGGGGAGGAGACGACGGUGAAACGGAGUCAGGGACCCACAUCCCCAAUAAAGUCGCGUCCCGGGCGGGACGCA
Grammomys surdaster is the source of this 2053-nucleotide messenger RNA. It is a transcript of the gene Tulp1, whose product is annotated as TUB like protein 1. Gene Ontology annotation, molecular function: actin filament binding. Bases 93 to 1718 code for a protein of 541 amino acids. The transcript is spliced from 15 exons. Gene Ontology annotation, cellular component: cilium. Gene Ontology annotation, biological process: protein localization to cilium. Lineage: Eukaryota; Metazoa; Chordata; Mammalia; Rodentia; Muridae. The record is from RefSeq and is a predicted model, not a curated record.